AUGGCAGAAAACGAGCUUGCUGCGUUCAGGGAGCGUUGGAAAAAAGAGUUAACGUGUAAAAAAGAAGACAAGCCGCCACUUGUUGGUGAUUCUGCCUCAUCUUGGGAUCUUCCUGGUCAGUCAGGAAGAAAAAACUUGAAAAGAAACAACAAGGCCUGUAGUUCUUCCAUUUCAGAAGAAGGUGUUUGCGCUGAGGAUGAAGCGUGUGUUGGUGGAGGAGCAGGACAAGCUGCAGCAGCACAGACCGACGAGGAUCAGCCUCAGUAUGUGUCCAUUGCACGCGGUUUGCUGGACGGUAGGACCAGUCCUCUGCUGGACAGGAUUCAGGAGGAGAGAACCAGGAGAAAGAGACAUUAUCAGAGCAUGACAGAUGUCUGCAGUGCAUCUCUGCAGCAGCAGCAGCGGCCUCAGAGGAAAGUGAAGAAAGAAGAGCUGGUGGAUCAACUCAUUCAGGAUCUGAAUGAAGUCAAUGACAUUCCCUUCUUUGACAUCGAGUUGCCUUACGAGUUGGCCUUGAAGAUUUUCCAAUACCUCAACUGCACUGAACUAGGCCGGUGUGCCCAGGUGAGCAGGGCAUGGAGAGUCCUCGCCGAGGACAGCGUUCUGUGGUUCAAGAUGUGCACCGGGGAGGGCUACCAUCAGGACGCCAGCGUGUCCGACUCCCCCUGCUGGAAGAGCACGCUGCGAGACUGCAGGAAUUCAGCCAAGACCGUGAGCUCCAACUGGAAGAACCGAGUGGGAUCCAUCAGCCAGCUGCAGUUCGAGUUGGGGAAGGUGCUGUGUGACGUCAGCUCCUGCGACAACUUCGUCUUGGCCGGGUACACGUCUGGUGAUGUGAGGCUGUGGGACACGCUGCACUGGGACUCGGCGGCCUCGUACCUGAAGGCCAACAGUCUGUCUGUGAACACGGACCCGAGGCCACACGUCAGUCACGUCCAGGUCAACGGCGCGCUGGCUGCUGCUGCGUAUGAAGACGGUUGUGUCGACCUGUGGAGCACAGAGACGGGCGGGGAGCCCAUCCACCACUACCAGAGCCCGGGAAGGAUCCAGGCUCUGGCCCUGAGCCCCGACAGCCCCGUCCUGCUCUCUGCCUCCGGAUCGGACGUCCGGCUGGACCGUGCCAGUGACUGCGGCUACUGGAGGACGGCCUGCCAGGCUCAUCUACCCAAGGCCGUAGACAGUGUGGCUGUGGUACCUGGCAGGGAGCAGCAGUGGCCGCUGGCUGCUCUGGCGGCGGGGGAGACGGUUUACCUGUUGGACCCCCGGGAGGAGAAGCCGCGGACUCUCCACUCAGUCUACGGUCAUCCUGUUACCUGCCUGGAUGCCUCCGACUCCCAGGUCGCGUUCGGGGUGAAGCGCUCAGGCUGGGCCAUGCACGACGGAGGCAACAAGAUCCACGUGUACAGCCUGGAGACGAGCAAACCGACGGUUUGUGUCGGCAACUCUCCGGGAGAUUUCACUUGCAUCAACCUGAGAGACAGCCCCCCUCAUCUGUUGGUGUGUGGAAACAAAGACAGAAGGGUCCGGGUGUUUGACCUCAGAGCCGGCUCCUCCGUGGCGUCCCUGUACGCCCACCACCUGGGCGUCACCUCGGUGCAGGCGGACGACUGGAAGAUCGUGAGCGGCGGAGGCGAGGGCUUGGUGUGCGUUUGGGAGAUGAGGAUGGGAGCCAAGCUGUGGGAGAUGCACAACAGGCAUCCUGUAAGACACGUUCGCUUCAACACCAGCACCCUGGUAACAGCCAACAUCCCCGAUGACAAGUCGCCGCGGGGCGCCUGCAUCACAGACGAUGACCUUACAGCUCAUCGCAGACACAGAGGCGUGAUCUGCCACUACGACUUCUCCGAGGACUCGCUGUCACAGGACCACAUCCUGCCCAUCUGCAGGUCCGACUACACCGAGUCACACGGCUACAACUACAACAUCAGCCUGGCGGUGCCGUACGACAGGCUGUCCGCUUCCCAUUCGUCACGCUGAUGCUCGGUUGUGCAAACUGCAAAUGGACUCACUGUGCAAGUGAAAGGACAGUGGAAACAUUCACCAGUUUGAUUCUCCAAACUGUAUCCUUUUAUUUAAUUACUUUCCUUUCAUCAUGCUGAUCAAGGCUUUGGAAUCUGUAACUGCUGUAUAGGUAUUUGUAAUUUACAGUGUUGAAUUCAGCUGCCCAGAUGUUGCACAGCCUUGUGAACCAUUACUGUAAAUUAUUUCUGUUUUAGAUUCCUGGAUUCAAUUCAUUCAAUCACAGCCAUGAAAAUGUUUCUUCUGAAUUCUUCUGAAUGCAUUUUUUAAGUAGUGUCCUUUAAAAAAAAAAAUCUUACACAUGCA
Molecule: messenger RNA, 2325 nt
Organism: Stegastes partitus (bicolor damselfish)
Lineage: Eukaryota; Metazoa; Chordata; Actinopteri; Pomacentridae
Gene: fbxw8
Product: F-box and WD repeat domain containing 8
Exons: 11
Coding region: 1-1977 (658 amino acids)
Molecular function (GO): protein binding
Source: RefSeq, a predicted model, not a curated record